AUGUCCCAGACUCAGACUGUUAUCCGCAUCCACGGCCCGCGGAACUCCAUACACAACUUGAAGGCCUUCAAGGAGGAGGUUCCCAUACCCGCCAAACACGAAGUCUUGGUCAAGGUUCAUUCGGUGUCCUUGAACUACCGUGAUAUUGGGGUUGCUACUUCGGGCUACCCAUUCCCUGUCAAGGACAAUGUUGUACCUUGCUCUGACGCUGCCGGUGUAGUCGUCGCAGUCGGAGAAGGCGUAAAGAACUUGUCCAAGGGCGACCGCGUCAUCAGCACUUUUGACCCUACCAAUCUCUACGGCCAGCAGAUGGACUGGCUGAAUGGCCACGGCGGCCCAGUCGAUGGAGUUCUACGUGAAUAUUUCACAACUCCCGCUGCCGCCGCUGUGAAACUCCCCGAAUCUUCACCCCAGAGUUUUUCUGAGUGGUCUACCCUUGUCUGCUCCGGUGUGACCGUAUGGAAUGCCCUCUACGCCCUUACCCCCCUAAAGCCCGGUCAGGUCGUCCUGGCACUAGGAACCGGCGGUGUGUCUGUUACCGGUCUCCUCUUGGCAAAGGCAGCCGGCUGCAUCACUAUUAUCACAUCUUCUAGUGAUGAGAAGUUGAACGCUGUCAAGUCUAAGUUUGGUUUCGACUAUGGUGUCAACUAUAAGACGCACCCGAAGUGGUCAAAGGAAGUUCUGCGCCUUACUAAUGGCGAGGGUGUCGACUAUGUCCUGGAGAACGGCGGAUCUGGCACUAUUGCUGAGAGCAUCAACUCUAUCAAGAUGGGUGGCAAUGUAUCUGUUAUUGGUUUUCUUUCCCAGGCCAAGGAGAUGCCCGACGUUGCUAGUCUUGCUCUCAGUAAAGGUGCCGUUGUACGCGGUGUUGUUGUUGGCUCCACUCAACUUCUACAGGACCUUGUGAGAUUUGUUGCUCGUAAGGGCCUUCGCCUUCCCGUGGAGAAGGAAUUCGGCUUUUCUGCUGAGGAUGCUUCCAAGGCCUACGAAUACCUGAUGUCGGGAUCUCACGUCGGAAAAGUGUGCAUUAAGAUUUCUGACUAA
Molecule: messenger RNA, 1044 nt
Organism: Talaromyces amestolkiae
Lineage: Eukaryota; Fungi; Ascomycota; Eurotiomycetes; Eurotiales; Trichocomaceae
Exons: 2
Coding region: 1-1044 (347 amino acids)
Molecular function (GO): oxidoreductase activity
Source: RefSeq, a predicted model, not a curated record